Molecule: messenger RNA, 2729 nt
Organism: Dunckerocampus dactyliophorus (ringed pipefish)
Lineage: Eukaryota; Metazoa; Chordata; Actinopteri; Syngnathiformes; Syngnathidae
Gene: deaf1
Product: DEAF1 transcription factor
Exons: 13
Coding region: 506-2056 (516 amino acids)
Biological process (GO): regulation of transcription by RNA polymerase II
Cellular component (GO): nucleus
Molecular function (GO): DNA binding; DNA-binding transcription factor activity, RNA polymerase II-specific
Source: RefSeq, a predicted model, not a curated record
GGCUUUAAGCUAGCAGCAGGCCAUGGCGCUAAAACUCAAAAGUCUUCUUUUAUCCUUAUGCUAGCGCGACUUUAAAACACAUUUUAUAACACAUUUUGUAUGCUCAAACAUGUCAUUGUAGCUUUAAUUGUUUUUGCUUCAGCAUCUAACAUUCACGACUUAAACAUUUACAAGCAACCUAUUCACUUAGUAGAAUGGUCUCCAAAUUCCGUUUACUUCUUUGAUCAUUUUAACUUUGCAGCAACUCUAUCGGUCUUUAAUCAUUAGUGACAAAGAAGGAGUGCACUUCUUUCCACAAUACACGACAGAGACCGUUUAUCGGCAUCGACUGCAAAUGUGAUCACUUCCGUGAAUUAUGUGAUCUUAACUGACGUGUUCCCAGACUGAGUGGCAAUGUAGCUAAACCGUUUUAAAAUUUUGACACAUUUUCAGAAGGCUCAGGGAGGUGCAUUUCUUCAUUCACUAUUCUUAUUUUGUGUUUAAUUUCAAUUCAGUGUUUUUAGGAAUGUACUGCAAAAGAUCCUCUACAGGACUGUGCACUCUGCUGCUCAAAAACACUAGUAAAGAUCAAGAGUUGGUUGUUAGGAGUCUGCUGCAAAAAAAAAGUCUCCAAAAGGUUUCCACAGUAGCGGUCGCAGAUGUUCAGGCUGCAGAUGACAACGUUUUUACCACCACGGUGAACACCCCUGGAAACCUUCCUGAACAUGUGCUGAGUGGAAGGACCACGCUUCAACUGGGCGAGGGUCUCAACAGCCAGAAGGCCACUCUGAUCGUAGUCCACACGGACUCUGGUAUCGUGGAGGAAGCUAGCCUGAAAUCCACAUCGACAAUCUCAACAGGCCCACCGACUCCACCCACCCCACUAACUCCUCCCCAAGACAAAGACUCCGCCUCCAAGUAUAACUGGGAUCCUUCAGUGUACAACAACGAGCUGCCCGUGCGCUGCCGGAACACCAAUGGUGUCCUCUACAAGAACCGCCUGGGCUCAGGGGGUAAAGGUCGCUGCAUCAAACACGAGCAUCAGUGGUUGACGCCCACAGAGUUUGAGGGUUUGGCAGGUCGGGCAAGCAGCAAAGACUGGAAGAGGAGCAUCAGAUAUGCUGGAAGACCUCUUCUCUGCCUCAUACAGGAUCGUAUCCUGAACCCUCAUGCCGCUUCGUGUACGUGUGCGGCCUGCUGUGACGACAUAUCUUUGUGUUCCAAGGAUGGAGAGUCUCUGGAAGCAGAAACCAUCACUAUGAACGGUCCAGUUCGCCUUUUCGUCCCCUACAAGAGGAGGAGAAAGGAAAAUGAUUCGCCCUCCAUUCCCACCAGAAAGGAAGUUUCUGCAAGCAAAAACAUCACACUGACCACGGGAACCACAUUCACAGUGUCUCCCACGGGGCAGAUCACCCCCUCUGGCACAUUGACCUUCGAGCGCGCCCCGAGCAAUGACGCCACAGCAGCUGCCGCCAUCAUCUCAGACGCCUCGGCGCAGAGUGAGGUGUUUGCUAACACAGCAGUGCUGACAGCCUUGCCGGCCCUGGCAGUGUCUCCCCAGGCCAAGAUGGCAGUGGCGGCCCCCUCAGCCACACUAGUCAGCACGCUUGAGGUGGGGCCUGUGGUGGCGGCGGCAGCGAUGGGGCCGCCAUUGAGCGAGGGCCAGAAGAACCCCUGGCAGGGCCUGGAGGACAUAGCCAACACGCUCAUGAACAACGUGCAGCAGCUGAAAGUGUUGAUUGAGCAGGCCAGGAGGGACGCCGCUGGGGUUAAAGGCCAGGGAAGCCAGAAGGAGCCUGCUGUUAGUCAGGCGUUCCAGAAUCCGAUUUCUUUCCAGCCGUCAGACGAUUCAGAAGCCAAGCGGAGCACGGAUAUCACCGAGAUCAUCAUUAAUGAGAUGUGUGUGAACUGUGGGCGCGUGGCCCUGAGCGAGUGCACGGGCUGCCACAAAGUUAACUACUGCUCCCUCUUCUGCCAGAGGAAGGACUGGAAAGACCACCAGCACACCUGCUGUCAGUCAGGAGGUGGGGGGGGCCUUCAGGAGGAGGAGCCAAUUAGUUUGGACAAAGUUAAGUGAGGGCAGGUGUGGCAGAAUCCGCCUGCUUGUACACAGAAAGGCUCUUUAACGUGUGCAUGUCCUCUGGUGGAGACAAUUUUGUAUUUAUGUAGAAGGUGUACUUUAUGAAGUUUAAUCACAGCAGCCCCUGGUGGCCAUGAAGGAAAACUUCAUAUUGAACAAUAUUUAUUAACUCUGGAGGUUUGAUGAAGUACCAUGUUCUGGUCUUAAGGUUUGCCAGUCAUGUUGUAAUCAUUUUCUGAAUUACUUGUUUAAUGUAAUUUUUUUUACAUUGUUUACUUCCACAUCAUUUGGUUUGUUUGACCCUGAACUGAAGUUACAGACGACAGAGUUGAAGAACCAAAUGAAUUUGGGUGAAUUCUUUUAUUCUGAAAAGAUGAUUAUAAAAUAAACUCCUGCCUGUGGAGCAAAGGUGACGCAUGUCUGCUGAAGUGUUCCUUCAAAUGAAGCUUCUUUGCAGGUUGUACCAAAGUAGCACCUCACACGAAGGCAGCAGGCUAAAGCUUUUAAAGAAGCAGAAGCAUCUCCUGCACUCAUGCGUCCAAAACAAAAAGUCCACACAGCCAGUCAGCAGUGUACUCAUCUGGUGUGGAAGGAGCAGCAGUGGUGUAAGAACUUUUUGAAGAACCUCCUGAACUCCGUGUUGAAGACUGUGUAUAUGAUAGGGUUGAGU